UCCCCCUUCCCCACCACCACCUUCCUCGGCCACCGGCGGCGGCGACAAUGGUGCAGGGACGCCAGGGCCAGCGCGUCAGGCUCUACGUGCGGGGCACCAUCCUGGGCUACAAGAGGUCCAAGUCGAACCAGUACGAGAGCACGUCGCUGCUCCAGGUGGAGGGGGUGAGCACCAAGGAGGACGUGUCGUACUACGCCGGCAAGCGCAUCGCCUACGUCUACAAGGCCAAGACCAAGAGCAGCGGCACCACCGUCCGCUGCAUCUGGGGCAAGGUCACGCGCCCCCACGGCAACUCCGCCGUCGUGCGCGCGCAGUUCCGGUCCAACCUCCCCGCCACCUCCAUGGGCAAGAAGGUCCGCGUCUUCAUGUACCCCAGCAGCACCUAAAGGGCGCGUAGCACAGUUGUGCGUGAGGCGCGCAAGGGGCCGGGCAGGGCGGUGCUGCGACGAUGGCCUCUGGCGAGGCAUAGGUGUGUUGGGUGGAGCUGCAUGGUUUUGCGCCGUGCUGGGCGAGUUGGGAGCAUCUGGCGAGGCGCGAGCGGCACAAGGGGUCCGACAGUGACACUGUGCGGGUGCACAAGGGACUGGGAUCUAUCGUCUGGAGGUCGUGCAGUGGCACGGGGAGGUGCUGCUGUUGGUGCGGCAUGGUGGAGCAGUCUUGUGGUGAUGGAGCACGGCUGCAUCUUUGUCCGUCGAAUCUGCUGUCUCUGUCCUCCGGUGGGCACGCGUAUGGAGCUUGGACGUGGCUGGAAACCGAGGUGGUUCUUGCCCUCGGGUUGCACACCUCUGGUCACUCGCCGGCAUGGUUCUCGGCAAGGCAUGGUGGUUUGUGCUGUGUCCGAUGGCCUGGCUUCCGGUCGACGGUUGACAGAUUUAACGGCUGGCGCUGCAUGUGGCCGCCCGUUGGCCUCCGCAAGGUGUGGUUGGUCUCUCCGGCGGCGGGCUUCUUUGACUUCGGUGGAGUUGUUGAUGGCGGUGCGGGUAGGAUGUUUGGAAGCUUUGGUGAAGACCCUGUAUGUCUUGGCUUCGGUAGGUGACCGGUGAUUGCGGUGGCUGUGGUCGUUGUAGACCUUGGAGGCAUGCAGCAUUGCUGUCGCACCCCUCCCGCAUAGAUUCGGCUCCGGGGGAAACCCUAGAUCCUUUGUGAUCGGACGUUGGUGUCGUUUCCCCUCUCGACGGCUUCUCCGUGGAGUUGGGCAUUAGCAGGAGGGACCAGUGCUGUUGUCGUCGAGGCUUCUGUGGGAAUGGUGUCGCAGGGAGCGAUGUAGGAGACAUGACAUUGGUUGAGGUAGUCGGCUCUUUCUUCGAUGUGUUCGUGGAAUGGCCUAGGCUGGUUUGUUGCUGUGAAGUCGGCGGCGUACGAUGACGAGCAGUAGGUGUCCGUUCGGUGAUCUUCCACGACGCCAGCCUUGCGUGACUUUUCUUCGUAGCUCUCGGUCGGCGUCAGAGCUAUGAUGUCUUGUCGUGGUGGCUGAGGUCCGGUGCGGAUCUGCAUGUGACUUCGCAGGUCCAGUGUGGGUUGGUUCCAUGAUCGUCUAUGGUGAAGUCGGAGUUGUUUCUUAGAGUUUGCGAUGGCGAUGAUGCCUCUAGGAGAGAAGUGACGAUGAUGGUGUCGUUGUGCUGUCUUGAUGAGACCCUCUUCGAAGUGGCACGUGUGGGUGCCGCUUAGCGGUUUGUGAUGGUUAACUCCAGGUCCAAUAGAAGCAAGCCCUACGGCCAAUCCAGCAGCCAUAACAGCAGCAGCAGCAAUUAGUGGAUUCAUGGUGAGUAGUUCCUCGUGCAUUGCCCUUCUUCACUCACGCGAUAUUGCUGGAUCGGGCUUUCGCCCAUUGUCCAAGAUUCCCCACUGCUGUUUUCGUCUGGUGUUUCAUUAACUAACUGAGCAACUCUCUUGUGCUUAAUUAAUGGACGAGACAAUUUUUUUUGCCUCCGUUGCCAAAAACAAGCUACUCAUCUGUAUCAAAAUAUAAAAUGUUUUUGCAGUUCAAUUUGAGCUGCAAAAACGUCUUAUAUUUUAGUAGAGAGGUAGUAGUUUCUUUUGCCACGAGUUUGAAUACAUGUUUUUGAUUGCAUGCCAUGUUUCAAUUUUUUUGGCGGGACCAACGCUUUCAAUUUUCUUAAUUGGAAAGGGCACACUGGCUACUCCAUUUGGAUAUUUAUAAACUUUAUAAGUUGUACUGUAUGCUGGCAUGGGGGAGAGUGAUAUCGUUUGACGGCCGGCCGACCAAAAGUAGACGAUUUAUUUAUUUUUGUUGGUGAUUUUGGAAGUUUGCUGCUGCUUGUUGUCUCUUACUUCCUCCGUUCUAAAAUAUAGUGCUUCCUCUAUUCUUGUGUUUCAACUUUGAUCAUAGAUUUAACCAAUGAGACCGACUGCGGUGGGAUCAAAAAUUAUACCAAUGAAUUUGUAUUUAAAAGACGUUUUCAAUUAUAUAAUUUUUUCUCU
This is a messenger RNA of Triticum aestivum (bread wheat), 2442 nucleotides long. Its product is annotated as 60S ribosomal protein L35a-1. Gene Ontology annotation, cellular component: ribosome. NCBI's taxonomy places the organism in Eukaryota, Viridiplantae, Streptophyta, Magnoliopsida, Poales, Poaceae. The transcript is spliced from 4 exons. The coding region runs from base 48 to 386 and encodes 112 amino acids. Gene Ontology annotation, molecular function: structural constituent of ribosome. Gene Ontology annotation, biological process: translation. The record is from RefSeq and is a predicted model, not a curated record.